Molecule: messenger RNA, 2169 nt
Organism: Colletotrichum acutatum
Lineage: Eukaryota; Fungi; Ascomycota; Sordariomycetes; Glomerellales; Glomerellaceae
Product: asparagine synthase
Exons: 4
Coding region: 1-2169 (722 amino acids)
Cellular component (GO): cytosol
Molecular function (GO): asparagine synthase (glutamine-hydrolyzing) activity
Source: RefSeq, a predicted model, not a curated record
AUGUGCGGGAUCACGGCAACUAUCAAGCUACGACGAACCGCCACACUCGCCAAAAGAAAUCGGAAUACAAUUGUCCAUGAGCACAGCCAUAACGGCUCGCCAACCCGCCAGGCUUUGCACAAUAGGUUGGCGCAAAGUCUUGCAAGCAUUGCUCAUCGAGGGCCGGAUGCUGAGGGCAUCUGGAUUAGUGACGACGGAGCCAUCGGCCUUGGUCACCGUCGUCUUGCUAUCAAUGACCUGACGUCUGACGGUGUGCAACCUCUGCACAGCGAUGACGGAAAGAUUCAUGCCGUCGUCAAUGGUGAGAUCUAUGACCACGACGCUAUCAGAGAACGGUGCAUCCAGGAUCAUGGAUAUCAGUUUAAGGGCCAUUGCGAUAGCGAAGUGUUGAUCGCGCUGUAUAAGAUUUACGGAGCUCCUGGGUUCUUUGAACAUUUGAGAGGAGAAUUCUCGUUUGUCAUUUUUGAUGAGAGAGAUGGGCGGGUGAUUACUGCCCGCGAUCGCUUCGGUAUCAAGCCAAUGUACUGGACUGUUGUCGGCAACGGCUCAGAGCAACAGCUUCUCCUGACAUCUGAGGUCAAAGGCUUUUUACCCCUUGGCUGGGAGCCAGAGUGGAACGUGUCUGGUCUCAUCACCGGCCUUUCUCUCCAGGCUGAACAUACGGUCUACAAAAAUGUUUGCAAAUUGAACCCAGGUUCGUGGAUGGAGAUCGCUGAAAGUGGUGAGAUCAAGCACCAUCAAUACUGGGAUCCUGAGUAUAAGGAUAAGCGUGAGAUAGAAUCGCGUAACUUGGAUGAUAUCAUCCUCGAAGUCAGAGAGAGGAUCGUAGAAGCUGUAAGACUUCGGCUGCGUGCCGAUGUACCAGUAGGCAUCUACCUGUCAGGAGGCAUUGAUUCUUCUGUUGUUGCUGGAAUCGUGACAAAACUUGUUCGCGAAGAGGGUGUCAUGCUUGGCAACCAAGAUGCCACGAAACGGAUUUCCUGCUUUAGCAUCCAAUUCCCUGAGAACUCUGGUUUCAACGAGGCUGACAUCGCACAGCGGACAGCAGACUGGCUAGGUGUACAAAUUCUCAAAAAGGACAUGAACGAGGAAGAGCUUGCGAAGAACUUUGUGGAAUGUGUCUACCACACCGAGCACCAUCAUUUCGACCUCAACUUCGUAGGCAAAUUCUGUCUUUCUACGCUGCCCCGACAAUAUGGUGUGCCGGUUGUUCUCACAGGUGAAGGCGCUGAUGAACAUUUCGCCGGGUACCCAUUCUUGAUGCCGGACUUUCUCCUGGAGCCGGAUUACGCGUGGCCAGAUUCAGCUUUGGCAAACAAUAACCAAGUGAGAGAAGCCAUGCAAAGAGAAAUGGCAGACGACCUCAAGAAAAUGUUCACAAGAGUCGGCAUGUUUGAUCACGAGUGGGAAUCGACGGCUCCACGAUCCCGACAUCUCGGCAUUGGAAAUAACGCUCUGAAGUGGCAGCCCCACUCGGACAUGUUUGCCCCUUGGGUCCAGGACUCCUACGGGCGGAAGAAUAUGAGAGUCAGUGUAGCUGAGACCAUGUCCCCUGAAGUGCGCAAGAACAUGGACGAAAAGUGGCAUACGCUGCACUCCUCACUUUACUACUACACUCGCGGUGCCCUUCCCAAUAUGAUUCUCACCUGCUUGGGUGAUCGUACCGAAAUGGCACACAGCAUCGAAGCCCGGCCGCCAUUCCUCGACCAUCACUUGGCCGAAUACGUCAACGGCCUUCCUCCAAGUCUGAAGAUUGCCUACAAUCAGCCAGAGGGCGACACGGACGGGACAGGGUCAAGUUUAUGGUGGAAGAAUUUCAGUGCUGCCCGUCAAGCCUUAAGUGAAAAGUGGAUUUUGAAGGAGGCUGGCAAGCCUUUCAUCACACAAGAGCUGUAUGACCGUCGGAAACACCCGUAUUCGGCACCUGUCAAGUGGCCUCGAAAAGGGCCUAUACACCAGCUCUUCAGAAAGCUAAUCACGGAGAGUUCGGUGAGCAACUUGGGGUUUUUGGAGUGGCAGGACGUGAAAAGCUGGCUAGAGCAUGGCUUUGGGGAUGAUUCUGACCCCAACGCCUUUAGAAAAUUGGUCAUCACUGGAUCGUGGGUUGUCCUGAGCCAGAGGUUUGGCGUUAAAAGAGCGGAUCGAGUUGCCGAGCCAAGCUGCACAUGA